GGAGUGUUUGUGUUUUGGUUCUUGAAGGGGCCGGCGGCCGCCCUGAGGGGAGGAGGCUGAGGAGGGCGGAGGAGGAAGGAUUGGAACUCGAGCGCCGGCGGCGUUGGAGGAGGAGGAGGAAAAAGGAAGGAGGAAGGCGGAGCGGAGAGAGGCGGAGACGGAGCCUGACAGGGGCGGUCCCACGGCUCCGGCCCGCACUGUCCAGUGUGAAGGGAGCGGCGCGAGGAGGCGACGCGGGCUCCUCCAUUCCUCGGCCACGCCUGGGCCUUGCUGACGGAAAGCCGCGGCCCCGCGUGGUGCGGGCUCAGAUUUCUUUACUUCCAGAAAGAUAAAAAAUCGACACCUUCCAUCCUGGCAGUUCAUUUAGGAGUCUGAAAUUAGGGACUUCUUUCAAAUUUGAACAUGGCUAAUCGAGGAGCAACAAGACCUAACGGGCCAAAUACUGGAAAUAAAAUUUGCCAGUUCAAACUAGUACUUCUGGGAGAGUCUGCUGUUGGCAAAUCAAGCCUAGUGCUUCGUUUUGUGAAAGGCCAGUUUCAUGAAUUUCAAGAGAGUACCAUUGGGGCUGCUUUUCUAACCCAGACUGUGUGCCUUGAUGACACAACAGUAAAGUUUGAAAUAUGGGAUACAGCUGGUCAAGAAAGAUACCAUAGCCUAGCACCAAUGUACUACAGAGGAGCUCAAGCAGCCAUAGUUGUCUAUGAUAUCACAAAUGAGGAAUCUUUUGCAAGAGCAAAAAACUGGGUUAAAGAACUCCAGCGGCAAGCAAGUCCUAACAUUGUAAUAGCUUUAUCAGGAAACAAGGCUGAUCUAGCAAAUAAAAGAGCUGUAGAUUUCCAGGUAUGUUGA
Octodon degus (degu) is the source of this 849-nucleotide messenger RNA. It is a transcript of the gene Rab5a, whose product is annotated as RAB5A, member RAS oncogene family. Lineage: Eukaryota; Metazoa; Chordata; Mammalia; Rodentia; Octodontidae. The coding region runs from base 403 to 849 and encodes 148 amino acids. The record is from RefSeq and is a predicted model, not a curated record. The transcript is spliced from 4 exons. Gene Ontology annotation, molecular function: GTPase activity; GTP binding.